Messenger RNA from Coregonus clupeaformis (lake whitefish), 2198 nucleotides. Its product is annotated as protein kinase C alpha type-like. The record is from RefSeq and is a predicted model, not a curated record. Gene Ontology annotation, biological process: protein phosphorylation. The transcript has 17 exons. The coding region runs from base 121 to 2145 and encodes 674 amino acids. NCBI's taxonomy places the organism in Eukaryota, Metazoa, Chordata, Actinopteri, Salmoniformes, Salmonidae. Gene Ontology annotation, molecular function: diacylglycerol-dependent serine/threonine kinase activity; ATP binding; zinc ion binding.
UCCAGUGGCUAUUUCGCAGUUGCGGUAGCCUAUAGUAUUUUAGUGAUCGUAUUGAAAUACAAUUGAAGAUACUUUGGAAUAAAACUGAACCGUACGACCGUGUAGCCUACUUUUUCUGCAAUGGCUGAUCAUCAUCUUUUACAUUAUUGCGACUCAGCUGCGGUUGGGAACCGUUUCGCCCGCAAAGGUGCUCUGCGGCAGAAAAACGUGCAUGAAGUCAAAAAUCACAAAUUUACUGCCAGGUUUUUCAAGCAACCGACAUUCUGCAGUCAUUGCACAGACUUCAUAUGGGGAUUUGGGAAACAAGGAUUCCAGUGCCAAGUGUGCUGUUUUGUGGUCCACAAAAGGUGCCAUGAGUUUGUCACCUUCUCCUGCCCUGGAGCCGACAAAGGCCCCGACACAGAUGACCCCAGAAGCAAGCACAAGUUUAAGAUCCACUCGUACGGCAGUCCCACGUUCUGCGACCACUGUGGCUCCCUCCUCUACGGACUCAUCCACCAGGGGAUGAAAUGCGACACCUGCGACAUGAAUGUGCACAAUCAGUGUGUGAUGAACGUGCCAAGCCUGUGUGGGACAGACCACACGGAGCGCAGAGGACGCAUCUUCCUCAAGAUCGAAGUCAGCGGAGACAGGCUACACGUCACAGUGGGUGAAGCCAGAAACCUGAUCCCCAUGGACCCUAACGGUCUGUCUGACCCCUACGUGAAGCUCAAGCUCAUCCCUGACCCCAAGAACGAGACCAAACAGAAGACCAGGACCAUACGCUCCUCACUCAACCCCACCUGGAAUGAGUCUUUCAGCUUUAAGCUGAAGGUAAUGGAUAAGGACCGUCGUCUGUCUAUAGAGGUGUGGGACUGGGAUCGCACCACCAGGAACGACUUCAUGGGCUCAAUGUCCUUCGGUGUGUCUGAACUCAUCAAGUCCCCCGCCUGCGGCUGGUACAAGAUGCUGUGCCAGGAGGAAGGGGAGUACUACAAUGUUCCCAUCCCUGAAAUCGACGACGUCAACAUGGAGCUCAGGCAGAAGUUUGAGAAAGCCAAGUUGGGCCAUGGGAAGAAGGUGAUCACGCCAGCAGACCACAGGCGGUUCAGCUCGGACCGCACCACGCCCGGAAUGGACCGUGUCCGGCUCAAUGACUUCCACUUUCUGUCUCUCCUGGGGAAGGGCAGCUUUGGCAAGGUGAUGCUGGCAGAGAUGAAGUCCACAGAGGAGCUGUACGCCAUCAAGAUCCUGAAGAAGGACGUGGUGAUCCAGGAUGAUGAUGUGGAGUGUACCAUGGUGGAGAAGAGAGUCCUGGCCCAGAGAGACAAACCACCCUUCCUCACUGCACUCCACUCCUGCUUCCAGACUGUGGAUCGUCUGUACUUUGUGAUGGAGUAUAUUAACGGAGGGGACCUCAUGUACCACAUUCAGCGCGUGGGCAAGUUCAAGGAGCCACAGGCAGUGUUCUAUGCUGCAGAGAUCGCUGUGGGCCUGUUCUUCCUGCACAGAAAGGGUGUUGUAUACAGGGACCUCAAACUGGACAACGUGAUGCUGGACUCUGAGGGCCACAUUAAGAUAGCAGACUUUGGCAUGUGUAAAGAGAACAUGUAUGAAGGCAUGGUCACACGCACCUUCUGUGGUACCCCCGACUAUAUCGCCCCAGAGAUCAUUGCAUAUCAGCCCUAUGGGAAAUCAGUGGACUGGUGGGCUUAUGGUGUUCUCCUCUAUGAGAUGCUAGCAGGACAGCCGCCGUUCGAUGGAGAGGAUGAAGAUGAGUUGUUCCAGUCCAUCAUGGAGCACAACGUGUCCUACCCCAAGUCCAUGUCUAAAGAGGCCGUCGUCAUCUGCAAGGGAUUCAUGACUAAGCACCCGUCAAAGCGUCUCGGCUGUGGCCCGGAGGGCGAGAGGGACAUCCGGGAGCAGGCCUUCUUCAGACGCAUCGACUGGGACCGCCUCGCCAACAGAGAGAUCCAACCGCCAUUCAAGCCUAAAACGGGUGGCAAAGGAGCAGAAAACUUUGACAAGUUCUUCACACGCACCCAGCCCAUGUUGACCCCUCCGGACCAGCUAGUCAUCGCCAACAUCGACCAGAGCGACUUUGCUGGUUUCUCCUACAUCAACCCACAGUUCAUCCACCCUUCCCUCCUUCACAGUGUGGUAUGAGAAGGGGAGAGAUCAGGGAGAGGAGGAAGAGAGAGAGAGAGAGAGAGAGAGAG